Colletotrichum acutatum is the source of this 1390-nucleotide messenger RNA. RefSeq lists its product as uncharacterized. Gene Ontology annotation, biological process: negative regulation of transcription by RNA polymerase II; chromatin organization. The record is from RefSeq and is a predicted model, not a curated record. The coding region runs from base 1 to 903 and encodes 300 amino acids. Gene Ontology annotation, molecular function: chromatin binding. NCBI's taxonomy places the organism in Eukaryota, Fungi, Ascomycota, Sordariomycetes, Glomerellales, Glomerellaceae. Gene Ontology annotation, cellular component: nucleus; pericentric heterochromatin. The transcript is spliced from 5 exons.
AUGGCGCGUCGCAAAGCAAACAAGGGAAAGAAGCCCAUGAAGCUGACAGCUCCUAUAGCUAUUAGCGACGAUGAGAUGUCCGACGCCGGCGGCGAAAUCGCCAUCCCCCUCAAGGAGAAGCGCGCAAAGAGCCGAUCCGCGGAAUACCGAGACGAUGUCAGCGAAGCUAAGAGCGAAGAAGACAUUCCCAUCAUCUCCGGCGACUUGAACGGCAAUGCUACCAAGCCUGCCAAGGCAGCUAAGGCAGCCUCUGUCGUGGCCGACGAGGAGGACGAGGAAGGCGACGAAGACGAUGAUUUGGAGGCUGAUGAAUACGUUGUCGAGAAGAUUCUUGACCAUCUGGCUUCCGAAGACGGCACCGUGAACUUCCGGGUCAAGUGGGAAGGUUAUUCUAAGAAAUCAGACCAGACUUGGGAGCCGGAAGACAGCCUGAAGGAAGGCGCAUCAGAGAUCUUGGAAGAAUACCUUCAGAAGCUCGGUGGACGCGAGGCGCUGUUUGAGGAGAAGACCAAGGCCAAGGCCACGAAGAAGCGCGGCCGCCCCAGUGCUUCGUCAUCUACACCACCGGCGAGCAGCAAGAGAGGCAAGCGCAAUGGUCACCCCGCCGAAUCUACUCCUCCUGCCUCAGCAAAGGAGGCUAAGGCCAAGGCCUGGACACUGCCCAGCGGCAGCUGGGAGGAUGAUGUCGAGUCGAUCGAUGCCUGCGAGGACGAAGAGUCAGGCUCCAUCAUUAUCUAUCUCAAUUGGCGAAACGGCCAGAAGACUAAGCAUCCCAAGGAGGUGGUGUAUAAGAGAUGUCCCCAAAAGAUGCUGCAAUUCUACGAAAAGCACAUUCGCAUCAUCAAGGCGGGACCUGACGCCGAUCUUCCGGACCUUGAUACCGCGCCCGAGGCCAAGAUGUAGGACACGAAAAAAAAGGUGCAAUUUGUGGAUUAUUUGGGCAAAGGAUUGGCGUUUGGGCUCGUGAUACAUCUGAUAUCAUUAGCAGGUUCUGGAGCAUCGUUGGCUUGGCUUCUGCUCGUUGCGAUAUUUGCACGCUUUCAGUCCUCGGAAGAAGUCUCAUCAGGCCAUACCUAAAAUCAGGUCGAAGGCGACUCGGACUGAGGGGGGCUUGCUAUAUCCUUAUUGUGACUGAAUUAGCGGGAGGAUGUGUGCUUCACGGUUCUGCUUCGUAACUUCGGGAGAAAAGAAAACCGCAAGUUCCUUUAUCGAUUCCAAUUGCUCCAGCCCACGCGUGAGAUUGCCCCUUGUUGUAGAGGAGGGUGAACAUCCUACGUCUCCAUCAUGUAAACGCAGCCUGGGCGGGCAGGAACUUCUCGGCCUUCAUAUAUUACGACAGAGGUUUUCCUUGUUGGUUCACGUCAAGCAAAAACGUGGUCUCAGAGUCGUG